This is a messenger RNA of Topomyia yanbarensis, 774 nucleotides long. RefSeq names its product N66 matrix protein-like. The transcript has 3 exons. Bases 1 to 774 code for a protein of 257 amino acids. NCBI's taxonomy places the organism in Eukaryota, Metazoa, Arthropoda, Insecta, Diptera, Culicidae. The record is from RefSeq and is a predicted model, not a curated record.
AUGCAUCACAAAACGUGCAACGCUUUGGAUAUGAUUACCAACUGGUGCCAAGACAGUGGGAACAAGGGGAACAAGGGGAACAAGGAGAACAAGGGAAACAAGGGGAAUAAGGGGAAUAAGGGGAAUAAGGGGAACAAGGGGAACAAGGGGAACAAGGGGAACAAGGGGAAUAAGGGGAACAAGGGGAACAAGGGGAACAAGGGGAACAAGGGGAACAAGGGGAACAAGGGGAACAAGGGGAACAAGGGGAACAAGGGGAACAAGGGGAACAAGGGGAACAAGGGGAACAAGGGGAACAAGGGGAACAAGGGGAACAAGGGGAACAAGGGGAACAAGGGGAACAAGGGGAACAAGGGGAACAAGGGGAACAAGGGGAACAAGGGGAACAAGGGGAACAAGGGGAACAAGGGGAACAAGGGGAACAAGGGGAACAAGGGGAACAAGGGGAACAAGGGGAACAAGGGGAACAAGGGGAACAAGGGGAACAAGGGGAACAAGGGGAACAAGGGGAACAAGGGGAACAAGGGGAACAAGGGGAACAAGGGGAACAAGGGGAACAAGGGGAACAAGGGGAACAAGGGGAACAAGGGGAACAAGGGGAACAAGGGGAACAAGGGGAACAAGGGGAACAGGGAGAACAGGGGGAACAAGGAGAACAACGGGAACAAGGGAAAAGGGGAAAAAGGGAAAAGGAUUGAGGUUAAAUCAGUGAGCACACACUGUCAGAAGAACGGACUUGUAACGUUAAUGAAAUGCUUCGAAGACAUCAUUUAG